CGCCGCCGAGGGCGCCCAGAGGCGACAAGUGGCUCGGGACUCGCAGAGCCCGGCACUCGAGCUAGAGAGAGGCAGAGAGAGGACAGGCGGAGGCUCGGGAGCGCGAGCGCCAUGGGGCUGGAGACGGCGCGCGAGCUGGAGGGCGCGGCGCUGGGCGCGCUGCUGCGGGAGCCGCGGGAGGCCGAGCGCACGCUGAGGCUUCGAUGGCUUCCAGGCCUGCUGUCCGGAUCUGUGCUCCGAGGGUCCCGCCCCGGUGCUGCCCCCUACAGGGACCGAAAGCAGCAGCUCUGACCUCAGGGUUCCCGUCUAUGACCAGGGCGGCCCCGUGGAGAUCUUGCCCUUCCUGUACCUGGGCAGCUGCAGCCACUCCUCGGACCUGCAGGGCCUGCGGGCCUGCGGCAUCACGGCCGUCCUCAAUGUGUCGGCCAGCUGCCCCAACCACUUCGAGGGCCUGCUCCGCUACAAGAGCAUCCCGGUGGAGGACAACCAGAUGGUGGAGAUCAGCGCCUGGUUCCAGGAGGCCAUCAGCUUCAUCGACUCGGUGAAGAGCAGCGGAGGCCGGGUGCUGGUACAUUGCCAAGCGGGCAUCUCACGCUCCGCCACCAUCUGCCUGGCAUACCUGAUCCAGAGCCGCCGGGUGCGGCUGGACGAGGCCUUCGACUUCGUGAAGCAGCGCCGGGGAGUCAUCUCCCCCAACUUCAGCUUCAUGGGGCAGCUGCUGCAGUUCGAGACGCAAGUGCUGUGUCACUGAGGCAGGGCAUCUGCCAGCCCCGUACUGCCAGGCUCUGCUGGCGCCUGGGGGGCCCAGGGGUGGACAUGUGGGGGCCCCUAUGGCCAAGUGCAUCCCUCAACUAUGGUGGGGGGCUGCUGCCUCCUUUGAGCCUGAAAAGCCCCCAGGUGGGGACACUAGGAAUGCAAGGAUGCUGGCCUUUGUGACUGGGUGCUCUUCUGCGGGGGAUUUAAGGGCUGGCCCUUAUUCAGGGGACAAGGACAGAGGGCUCAUCUCUCUCCAGCCCCUCCUCGGCAGGCAGAAAUUAACUGGACUCUACACACUGGGCUCUGUGGUCCAUGGCCAGGUUGAAGCCAGAGAGCCCGAAGGAACAAGCUGUGACAGCCGGGAGCCCCACGGGGGCGUCCUGGAGCCCGAGCCCUGUGCUCCUGAAGGAGCUGGGAACUCGGAAGUGACGUGUGUGCCACAUAAAAGACCUCUUGCUUGCGUGUGUGCGUGAGCGUUUCUCGCCUGUGUUGGCGCCAGAAAGUUAUUUGUGUCCAACUGACAUUUAACACUCCCUCCCCCACUUCCUCCCGCCCCGUGGGCAGGGGUUGGAAACUUCGCACUUUAUAUUUAUACAGAACAUGGGGGGGUUCAAUAAAAUAUUUGUUUUAUUUAAAAAACAA
Messenger RNA from Chinchilla lanigera (long-tailed chinchilla), 1398 nucleotides. It is a transcript of the gene Dusp2, whose product is annotated as dual specificity phosphatase 2. Lineage: Eukaryota; Metazoa; Chordata; Mammalia; Rodentia; Chinchillidae. Gene Ontology annotation, molecular function: protein tyrosine/threonine phosphatase activity; MAP kinase tyrosine/serine/threonine phosphatase activity. The record is from RefSeq and is a predicted model, not a curated record. Gene Ontology annotation, biological process: endoderm formation; negative regulation of MAPK cascade; protein dephosphorylation. Gene Ontology annotation, cellular component: nucleus; cytoplasm.